AUGGCAUAUUACCAUGAGGAACGAGAACAGGCAGCCCUUUCUUCUACUACUUCUGAACAACCAACUGAAACAUUAACAGACAACCAACAGCUUAUUGACACGCAACCUUGUGCCGUUUUUGAUGAAACAAAAACAACAAACGAAGAACAAAGAGAGCUUCCGAUAAAACGACGAUUACGCUCAAAUUCAUACGAUAAAGCUGUUAAUACUGUCGUCACAACUGAUACGGAUGAAAAACAAUCUGGCGAUAAUUCAACUUCAGUACCAACAGGUAAUACAAGCGAAGAAAUAAAAGAUCAACAAGAGUUAAAGCAAAGUGUUCAGCAAAAACCAGAACCAUCGAGUGUAACCGUAAAUAAUAAUAAUCAACAAGAUGAACAAGCACGGCAAGAUGAUAUAUAUUUCGUGAAAUGGAUUGAAUUUGAUACAAAUUUAGUUCCAAUAUUAUUACAAAAUGAGAAUGGACCAUGCCCUUUAUUAGCGAUCAUGAAUGUGUUGUUAAUAAGACAAAAAAUUCGUCUUAAUGGCGACGUUUGCAUAUUAUCUGCUGACCGAGUUUUAGCUUAUUUAGUCGAUUUCUUAUUCAAAUGUAUUCCCAAAAAUAUACCAGCUGAAGAACGAUUAAAUUAUGAACAAAAUGUCAAUGAUGCUAUGGCUGUACUCGAUAAGUUAAAAACGGGCCUUGAUGUCAACGUUAAAUUUGAUGGUGUUCAUAAAUUUGAAUAUACACGUGAAUGUGUCAUAUUCGACUUAUUGGGUAUACAACUGUUACAUGGAUGGCUUAUUGAUCCACAAGAAACUGAGUUAUUAUCAAUCAUCGGUGAUUUGGGCUAUAAUCAAUUAGUUGAAAAAAUUAUUACUCAAAGACAUUCGGAUAAAGAAGAGUUAAUACGUGAAAAAAAUAAUGCAUCACAAUUAACAUAUCAUGGUUUAAUCGAAUUAAAUCAAACAAUGCGUGAUAAUCAAUUAGCUGUGUUAUUUCGAAAUAAUCAUUUUAGUACUAUUUAUAAAAGAAAUACUCAUUUGCUUGUAUUAGUGACCGAUCAAGGGUUUUUAAAUCAACCAGAUAUUGUAUGGGAAACGUUAAGAAAUAUUGAUGGUGAUAGUAUUUUUUGCAAUGGACAUUUUAGAAUAUUUAAAAAACAAGAAACCGAAACUGAGCAUCAAGAUUAUCGUAUGGCAUUGGCUUUACGUGAUGAAGAAGAACGAUUAUAUAAAGAAGGUGAUACACAGGUCGGAGACACUAAUUAUCGUGCACAGCAACAGCAGCAGCAGCAGCAGCAGCAGCAACAACAACCGCAACAGUCACUUCCAAGACAAAGACAGCAGCCACAAGGUGAUGUGCCAGAUAAAAAACAUCAUAAUAAAAAAAAAUCUAAAGAACAAUUAGACAAAGGACAGGAUAAUUGUAUACUAUCCUGA
Molecule: messenger RNA, 1422 nt
Organism: Didymodactylos carnosus
Lineage: Eukaryota; Metazoa; Rotifera; Eurotatoria; Philodinida; Philodinidae
Source: the annotation of a GenBank genome assembly